AUGGCUGGAUGUGGCUGCGGACAGCCAACGAUAAUAGUUCAGCAAACGCCGCAAUAUGCUUAUGCUCCUCCACCUAUUGCUCCACCUCCUCCAGCUCCUAUGAUGGUGGCAGCUCCACCACCUCCACCACCACCGCCGCCGCCGCCACCCCCGCCACCAGCAUAUUAUGCUCAACCAGCCUAUGCGCUCGCACCGCCACCUCCGCCACCGCCUCCACCACCAGCAUAUAUUCCGUCAGCAGCAUAUUCUGGAGUGAUUCUUUUAGGUGUAACAUCAGCAGUUUGCAAUCCGAAAUGCCCUAAAAAUCCGAAAAUCUUCUGCAACUACGCAACCAAGAAAUGCGAGUCAACUAAAGUAGUUCCAGUGAAACCCCCAGUAUUUGGAAAAGGUGAAUUGGGCAAAAUACAGAGGAAGCUUCCAAAACAGCCGAAGAAGACGCUUAACUGA
Molecule: messenger RNA, 447 nt
Organism: Caenorhabditis bovis
Lineage: Eukaryota; Metazoa; Nematoda; Chromadorea; Rhabditida; Rhabditidae
Source: the annotation of a GenBank genome assembly